GGCCGCUGUCAGUGGCACGGAGGGUCCCGGCGGCGCGGGGCGGCCCCGGGCGCGAUGCGGCUGCUGCGGGCCCUGCUGGAGAAGGCGGCGCGGGCCGCCGGGGCCCCGUCCUACAUCGAGCACUUCAGCAAGUUCUCGCCCUCGCCGCUCUCCAUGAAGCAGUUCCUGGAUUUCGGGUCCAGUAAUGCCUGCGAGAAAACCUCCUUCACCUUCCUCCGCCAGGAGCUGCCUGUCAGGCUGUCCAACAUCAUGAAGGAGAUCAACCUGCUGCCAGACCGGGUCAUCAGCACGCCCUCGGUGCAGUUGGUGCAGAGCUGGUACGUUCAGAGCCUGCUGGACAUCAUGGAGUUCCUGGACAAAGACCCCGAGGACCAAGGCACCCUGGGACAGUUCACGGACGCCCUGAUCACCAUCCGUAACCGGCACAACGAUGUGGUGCCGACCAUGGCGCAGGGGGUGAUCGAGUACAAGGAGGCCUACGGGGACGACCCCGUGUCGAACCAGAACAUCCAGUACUUCCUGGACCGCUUCUACCUGAGCCGCAUCUCCAUCCGCAUGCUGAUCAACCAGCACAGCCUGCUCUUUGAUGGCAGCACCAACCCGGCUCACCCCAAGCACAUUGGCAGCAUCGACCCCCACUGUGACGUGUCCGAGGUUGUGAGAGAUGCCUACAACAUGGCCAAGCUGCUGUGCGACCAGUAUUACAUGACCUCGCCCGAUCUGGAGAUCCAGGAAGUCAGCGCCAACAAUUCCAAGCAGCCAAUCCGCAUUGUCUAUGUCCCAUCUCACCUCUACCACAUGCUCUUUGAGCUCUUCAAGAAUGCCAUGAGAGCCACCGUGGAGAGUCACGAGUCCAGCCUCCGACUCCCAACCAUCAAGGUGAUGGUAGCGCUGGGUAAAGAAGAUCUUUCUAUCAAGAUGAGCGACCGAGGUGGCGGGGUUCCGUUGCGGAAGAUCGAGCGGCUCUUCAGCUACAUGUAUUCCACCGCACCCACCCCCCAGCCCGGCUCGGGCGGGACACCCCUGGCUGGCUUUGGUUACGGCCUGCCCAUUUCCAGACUCUAUGCCAAGUAUUUCCAAGGGGACCUUCAGCUCUUCUCCAUGGAGGGCUUUGGGACAGACGCAGUCAUCUACCUGAAGGCCUUGUCGACAGAGUCCGUGGAGAGGCUGCCCGUGUAUAACAAGUCGGCCUGGCGCCACUACCAGACCAUCCAGGAGGCGGACGACUGGUGCGUGCCCAGUACAGAACCAAAGAACACCUCCACCUACCGGGUGACUUAGGCCCCCGGGGGUGUCUGGUGGUGCUUGGAGACGGAGAUACUAGCGGGCUUGGGGCGGGAGAAUCUAUCCACAUCACAAAAACCACAUCGGAAGGACUCGAGCGAUGGACUCUUCUUAUUGACCAGUCUGGCUAACGCUCCGCCCAGGAGCGGGAAUGAUUUUCUUUUUACGGUAUGUAGCGUGCAGUA
Molecule: messenger RNA, 1469 nt
Organism: Trachemys scripta elegans
Lineage: Eukaryota; Metazoa; Chordata; Testudines; Emydidae
Gene: PDK2
Product: pyruvate dehydrogenase kinase 2
Exons: 11
Coding region: 55-1281 (408 amino acids)
Biological process (GO): regulation of glucose metabolic process; protein phosphorylation
Cellular component (GO): mitochondrion
Molecular function (GO): pyruvate dehydrogenase (acetyl-transferring) kinase activity
Source: RefSeq, a predicted model, not a curated record